UGGGAGUUGUAGUUCAGUCGUCGAACAGACGCGUCAAGCCCCUUCCCUUUCUUCCGCUUCCUCCCCGCCCCAGAUGAGUGCGCAGAAUAGGGACCCGCAGGAGGGGCACCCAGAGAGCGUGGAACUACAAUUCCCAACGGACCAUCGCACACAAGGCGCACUCCCAGGUGAUGCCAUGGAGAGUGGAAAGCCUGGCCCAGUGCAGGUUGUUUUGGUUCAGAAAGACCAGCAUUCCUAUGAGCUAGAAGAGAAAGCCUUGGCCAGCAUUCUUUUACAGGACCACAUCCGAGACCUUGAUGUGGUGGUGGUGUCAGUGGCUGGUGCCUUCCGAAAGGGCAAGUCCUUCUUCCUGGACUUCAUGCUACGAUAUUUAUAUUUCCAGAAGGAAGGUGGUCAUUCAAAUUGGUUGGGUGACUCAGAAGAACCAUUAACAGGGUUUUCAUGGAGAGGGGGCUCUGACCCAGAAACAACAGGGAUUCAGAUCUGGAGUGAAGUUUUUACUGUGGAGAAGCCUGGUGGGAAGAAGGUCGCAGUUGUUCUGAUGGAUACCCAGGGGGCAUUUGACAGCCAGUCUACUGUGAAGGACUGUGCCACCAUCUUCGCUCUAAGCACCAUGACUAGUUCUGUUCAGAUUUAUAAUUUGUCCCAGAACAUUCAGGAAGACGAUCUUCAGCAGCUUCAGCUCUUCACAGAAUACGGUCGUCUGGCAAUGGAUGAAAUUUUCCAAAAACCCUUCCAGACGCUGAUGUUUUUGGUUCGAGACUGGAGUUUCCCUUACGAAUACAGCUACGGACUAGAGGGAGGGAUGUCCUUUUUGGAUAAACGUCUACAGGUAAAAGAACAUCAACACGAGGAAAUUCAGAACGUCCGAAAUCACAUUCACUCGUGCUUUUCCAACGUCACCUGUUUUCUCCUACCACACCCUGGACUCCAGGUGGCCACAAGCCCUGACUUUGAUGGGAAAUUGAAAGAUAUUGCCAGUGAAUUCAAAGAGCAGUUACAGGUCUUGAUCCCAUUUGUGUUAAACCCAGCUAACUUAAUGGAAAAGGAGAUCAAUGGCUCAAAAGUCACCUGUCGGGGGCUCUUGGAGUAUUUUAAGGCAUAUAUUAAAAUUUACCAAGGAGAAGAUCUGCCUCAUCCCAAAUCUAUGCUUCAGGCCACCGCUGAAGCCAAUAAUUUAGCAGCCGCAGCGUCCGCCAAAGACAUUUAUUAUAACAACAUGGAGGAGGUUUGUGGGGGAGAGAAACCUUAUUUGUCUCCAGACAUUCUAGAGGAGAAGCACUGCGAAUUCAAGCAGCUUGCUCUGGACCAUUUUAGGAAGACCAAGAAGAUGGGUGGGCAGGAUUUUAGCCUUCGUUACCAGCAGGAGCUGGAGGAGGAGAUCAAGGAGCUCUAUGAGAACUUCUGCAAACACAAUGCCAGCAAGAAUGUCUUCAGCACCUUCCGAACCCCCGCGGUGCUUUUCACGGGCAUCGUGAUUUUGUACAUAGCCUCAGGCCUCACUGGCUUUGUUGGUCUUGAGAUUGUGGCCCAGCUGUUCAACUGUGUGGUUGGGCUGCUGUUAAUAGCACUUCUUACUUGGGGCUAUAUCAGGUACUCUGGUCAGUAUCGCGAGCUGGGAGGAGCCAUUGAUUCCGGCGCAGCGUACGUACUAGAGCAGGCUACUUCUCAUAUGGGGAAUUCCACUCAGGCCGCGAUGAGGGAUGCCGUUGUUGGGAGGCCCCCUGUGGAUAAAAAAGCUCAAUAGCAUCCUGACGAGGGGAUCCAACGAGAACGCCGCCAGCCCUUCCUGAUGUCUGGGUUUCUGCCACGCCCGGUCCAAGUGCAGAGGAACGCAGAUCUGGGAUCACCUGGGAAGAGCUGAAACUCAGCAGUAAUAAAUUAAUAGACAGACCUUUCCCGUGGCUUCAAAUUCUUAAACCUACUUCCAUUGCUAUUGGAAGCAUUUCUUUUCCUUGCUGAUAUAGAUCCACGCCUGUGUCUGUUUUCUUAUUACUCUCUGCUUUGUGCACUUUAUGGGGGAGAAAGCUAAAGGGAAAAGCUGCAAAUGUGGUUUUAAAUCCUGUAUGUACCACUUAGUGCCUUUUAAGAUUGUAUCCAGGCUUUUGAGGACACAAUAGGGAGGGAAUCGAGAAUAACCUCAUGAAAGAUGCUGUUUUGGGGUGAAACCGGUCUGUUCUUUUAUACCUUACUAUUUUAAAAUGUUUACAAAACUUGCAAAAGCUUCAGAACAAAAGACUGAAAAUGAUGCCAUUACACUUUUAAAAUCUUAUAAUGUUAAAGAAUCCUGCUUGCCAGAGAAUGUGGAAAAACCACAACCUAUUUAAAUCCACCAUACACUGAAAUUUAUGGUCUUUUACUGACAGGCUGACCGUUUUGUUGGAACAUACUCUUAUUUUAUUUUUGCCUUCAUUCCUCUAGCUUCUUUUUAGAAAAGAGGCAAACAUGCCUUGAAGAGCCAGAAUGGCUCAUAAUGAAAAGAGUAAGCGUAAUACUUUAAACAAAAAAGCUUGAGUUUAAAUGAACUGUGUGACCUCUGAUAAGUCACUUGAACUUGUGCCUUGGUCAGAUUCACUGUUUGCAGGUUUAUAUACACAUAUGUAUUCUAUAUAUCUCACAGUUGUCAUUUAAGAGGUCUUGUUUCAGGAGUUCUACAUAAGGACAGAACUUUAUUGAGGACUAGAGGAAAGACAUUACCAGACAUCACUGCCUUCAGUUGUCCUGUUUCAUGUGGCCUAGGAGUAAAUCAGGUCCUUAUCCAAAACAUUUACUUAUGUUCUCCUGGCCACUAAUCUUUUUAAUAAUAAAGCUACAAUUG
Messenger RNA from Lontra canadensis (Northern American river otter), 2818 nucleotides. RefSeq names its product atlastin GTPase 3 (gene ATL3). NCBI's taxonomy places the organism in Eukaryota, Metazoa, Chordata, Mammalia, Carnivora, Mustelidae. Gene Ontology annotation, biological process: protein homooligomerization; endoplasmic reticulum organization. The transcript has 13 exons. The coding region runs from base 74 to 1747 and encodes 557 amino acids. Gene Ontology annotation, molecular function: GTP binding; GTPase activity. The record is from RefSeq and is a predicted model, not a curated record.